UCGACCACCUGUGUGACGAUUUUCGAACAAUGCCGAAAUAAGAGAAAAUGUAAAAUUAUGGUGCAACCGUCAACUUUUGAGCAUGAUCCAUGUCCAACAAAUUAUAAAUAUCUUCAAAUUUCAUACAAAUGUAAACCUACCUCUUUUGAUGAACAAAUCUUUUGCGAAGGUUCUAAUAUGCAAUUAAGCUGCAAACAAAAUAAACGGCUAGCAAUUUAUUCAGCAAUUUACGGAAGAACUAAUAGCCAAGCAACAAACUGUCAAUCAAAUACGCCUUUGAUUAAUGGUUAA
Messenger RNA from Dracunculus medinensis (Guinea worm), 291 nucleotides. Lineage: Eukaryota; Metazoa; Nematoda; Chromadorea; Rhabditida; Dracunculidae. The record is from the annotation of a GenBank genome assembly.